UAUCAGGAGAGAUUAGUGGAUAGGUAGGAGUGUGUCUGUUACUCUCUGGGUAGAUUGCUGUCUCUCGGUCAUCGAGACUGACCUGAUUUGAACUGCCAUUCCCCCCAACCCGGUGAUAACGUAGACUUUACAAUACAUCAUCAGUUGCUUGUGGAACUGCAAUGGCACUGCUUCCACAAGUGGAGGCAGAACACUUUGACGGGCUAUCACUCCUCUACUGGACAAUAAUGGGGCCCCAUGGCAUCAACUGUGCUGUGGAGAGACUAGAGUUUACAGACUGUAAAAGAGGACUUGGCGUGAAGAUGAUUGGGGGCUACAGAGAACAGAGUGGUGAAGAGUUCGGUAUUUUCAUUAAACGAAUUUUGCCAGGUGGCGUGGCAGCACAGGACGGGCGUCUUAGAGCAGGGGACCUCAUUUUCGAUGUCAACAACAUGAAUAUAGGAGGUGUUACAAAUGAAAAGGCAGUGGAAGUUCUUCGCAUGGCGUCAGCUACAAAUCACAUGUCUUUACUGAUAGUACGUGACGACGCUUCCAGGAGGGAAUUUGUUGAGUUAAUGGAAAAAUACGGCUCCAGCAGUAGUACCAGCUCUGGAUCAGACACUUCUGUUUCCACAGGAAAGUUGACCGACACUGCCUCCUCCUCCUCAUCUUCCAGAUCAACCAGUCCUCUGCUUCUGAGCCCUAAAGACCCCAACCCAGUAUACACCACUGCCUGCAUUACCUCCCCAUCUCCACAAGUCUGCACAGACUGCAUGAUUCAGUUGAUAUGUGUUGCCAAAGGGACAGGAUUAGGCAUGGUCAUCAGGGGCGGAGCUAACCGUGCAGAGGGGCCAAUGGUGUGUGUUCAGGAAAUAAUACAAGGAGGCGAUUGCCAAAAGGAUGGGAGACUAAAGGCUGGGGACCAGCUCAUAUCCAUCGUACGACCAGCAACAAGAAAGCCUAAUCUCAGCCCCGUGUCCUCACCUGACAGUGCCUGCACCGAAGUGGCCAACUCUGUUUCUUCAAAACAUCUAUCCUCCACUCCCAGCUUCGAACCCAAGCCCGAGAAAAUAGAGCAGGCACUGGAGGUGCUGGGAUUGAAGCCUACUGAGUCUCAGGUCCUGACACUGAGAGAAAGGCUGCGUUUGAGCCCAGGAGGGACAGUGGCUUAUGGAGAUUUUGAGAGAGUGGCAAAGGAACUCUUUAAACUACCAUCCAAAUCUGACUCAGAACAGGAAGUAGCAAGAUUGACAUCAGAUGAUCUUAUUGAGUCUCCAUCAAACCCUACGCCAUCGUUAUCAGACUCUGAUGAUCUGGAUGAGAUGGAGAGACUAAGAAAAGAGCACAUUGAGGCCUUAAGAGAGCUCAAGAAACUGCAGGAUAAGCUGACAGAAUCCGAGAGCCUUAAUCAUAAGAUGCAGCAGGAACUGACAAAAGUUAAACAGUUCUCCCAGCAAUCCAAAGUUGGUCACUCUGUCUCAGACCCUGCCAUCUCGAAGGUGGGAAGAAACCACCUUGGACAACAUCUGCACUUGCUGUGGAAGCUAAAGAACUAACUAAUACUGUCAGAGGCAUUCUAGAGCUGGACUGUUUACCUUUUGGCUGGGGUGAGGCAUACACUGCAGAUGGAGUGAAGUACUACGUAAAUCCAGUUUAAUAUUGCAGACAUCCAUCACUCUUUUGAGAGUUUUGAAGUCGCACGCAAAACCACACCUACGAGUCCAGCGUUCUCUAUUACACCCUCACCAGCACCACAACUGUCACGGAAACACCUGCC
Messenger RNA from Sinocyclocheilus rhinocerous, 1756 nucleotides. Its product is annotated as syntaxin-binding protein 4-like. The transcript has 18 exons. The record is from RefSeq and is a predicted model, not a curated record. NCBI's taxonomy places the organism in Eukaryota, Metazoa, Chordata, Actinopteri, Cypriniformes, Cyprinidae. Gene Ontology annotation, molecular function: syntaxin binding. Gene Ontology annotation, biological process: regulation of insulin secretion involved in cellular response to glucose stimulus; insulin receptor signaling pathway. Gene Ontology annotation, cellular component: cytoplasmic vesicle. Bases 162 to 1535 code for a protein of 457 amino acids.